Nannospalax galili (Upper Galilee mountains blind mole rat) is the source of this 2298-nucleotide messenger RNA. RefSeq names its product ankyrin repeat and kinase domain containing 1 (gene Ankk1). Gene Ontology annotation, biological process: protein phosphorylation. The coding region runs from base 1 to 2298 and encodes 765 amino acids. Gene Ontology annotation, molecular function: protein kinase activity; protein binding; ATP binding. Gene Ontology annotation, cellular component: cytoplasm. Lineage: Eukaryota; Metazoa; Chordata; Mammalia; Rodentia; Spalacidae. The record is from RefSeq and is a predicted model, not a curated record. The transcript is spliced from 8 exons.
AUGGCCAUCAGUCCCAUGGAGCAGAGUUUGGGCAGCCUCACCAUCUUCACCCGCGAGGACUUCGAGGAAGACUGGCGCCGAGUAGCCAGCGGUGGCUUUGGCCAGGUGUUCCAGGCGCGGCACAAGCGCUGGAGGACCCAGUACGCCAUCAAGUGCUCCCCCUGCCUCCAGCAAGAAGCCACCAGUUCUGAAGUGAGUUGUCUCACUGAAGAAGCAGUCAAAAUGGAAAAGAUCAAGUUCCAGCAUAUCGUAUCCAUCUAUGGGGUAUGUAAGCAGCCCCUGGGCAUUGUGAUGGAGUUCAUGGCCAAUGGCUCCCUGGAGAAGAUGCUGCCCACCCACAGCCUCAGCUGGCAACUCAAGUUUCGCAUCAUCCAUGAGACCAGCUUGGCCAUGAACUUCCUCCACAGCAUUAAGCCGCCUCUGCUCCACCUGGACCUCAAGCCAGGCAAUAUUCUGCUGGACAACAACCUGCACGUCAAGAUUUCAGACUUCGGCCUGUCCAAGUGGAUGGAACAGUCAACCCGAAAGCAGUACAUCGAGAGGUCAGCUCUGAGGGGCACGCUCAGCUACAUCCCCCCUGAAAUGUUCCUGGAGAGUAACAAGGCUCCAGGGCCUGAAUAUGAUGUGUACAGCUUUGGGAUUGUCGUGUGGGAGCUCCUCACUCAGAAGAAGCCAUAUGCGGGACUCAACAUGAUGACCAUCAUCAUCCGUGUAGCUGCGGGUAUGAGGCCCUCCCUGCAGCCUAUCCCUGCUGAGUGGCCAGACGAAGCCCAGCAAAUGGUGAACUUGAUGACUCACUGCUGGGACCAAGACCCCAAGAAGAGGCCAUGUUUUCUAGAUGUCACCACUGAGACAGACAUGCUGCUUUCCCUGCUCCAAAGCCCCGUGACAGACCCUGAAAAUGAAGUCUUGGCCAGGAAGGUGUCCUGCAAGCCUUCCCUGCGCCAGCCUCAAGAGGUCAGCAAGGGAGUCAACCAGGAGCCUGCAGACAGCAACUCAAGUGACUCCUUGAAACGGGUCCUGCAGCUUUUGGACAGCCAGAGCUUGGACCCAGUUGAUGAAGAGCUGCACAUCUAUGAGAACAAAGUGACUCCCCUCCACUUCCUGGUGGCCCAGGGCAGUGUGGAACAAGUGAGGCUGCUGCUGGCUCAUGAGGUUGAUGUGGACUGCCAGACAGCCUCUGGCUACACACCCCUCCUUAUUGCCGCCCAGGACCAGCAGCCUGACCUCUGUGCCCUGCUCCUGGCACAUGGUGCUGAUGCCAACCUGGUAGAUGAGGAUGGCUGGGCUCCACUGCACUUUGCAGCCCAGAAUGGGGAUGACCGCACUGCCCGCCUGCUCCUGGACCAUGGGGCCCUGGUGAAUACCCAGGAGCAUGAGGGCUGGGCCCCACUCCACCUGGCUGCACAGAACGACUUUGAGAAUGUGGCACGGCUUCUGGUCUCACGUCAGGCUGACCUUAACCUGCAUGAGGCUGAGGGCAAGACACCCCUCCACGUGGCUGCCUACUUUGGCCACAUUGGCCUGGUCAAGCUGCUGACAGGCCAGGGGGCUAAGCUGGAUGCUCAGCAGAGAAACCUGAGGACACCCCUGCAUCUGGCUGUGGAGAGGGGAAAAGUGAGAGCCAUCCAACACCUGCUGAAGACUGGGGCAUCUCCCAAUGCCCUUGACCGCAGUGGCUGUGGCCCACUGCACAUGGCCGCAGCCAAGGGCAAGUACCUUAUCUGCAAGAUGCUUCUCAGAUACGGGGCCAGCCUUGAGCUACCCACUCAAGAGGGCUGGACACCCCUGCACCUAGCAACUUACAAGGGCCACCUGGAGAUCAUCCACUUGCUGACUGAGAGCCAUGCAAACCUGGAUGCUCUUGGAGGUAUGCACUGGACGCCCUUGCACCUGGCUGCCCGCCACAGGGAAGAAGUAGUGGUGUCAGCCCUGCUAAGGGGUGGGGCCGACCCCAAUGCUGCUGAGCAGUCAGGCUGGACACCCCUCCACCUGGCGGUACAGAAGGGUGCCUUCCUGAGCAUCAUCCGCCUGCUGGAGCACCGUGCUGAUGUCCACGCAUGCAAUAAAGUGGGUUGGACGCCUGCUCACCUGGCUGCUCUCAAGGGCAACGCAGCCAUCCUCAAAGUGCUGGUCAAGGCUGGUGCCCAGAUGGACACCAAGGAUAAAGUGGGCUGCACACCCCUGCAGCUGGCCCUUCGGACCCAAAAACAAGGCAUGGCGGCCUUCCUGGAGGGCAAGGAGCCAUCACUGGCUCUUCUGGGAGGUACUGAGCCUGGAUCCCCAAUGGAUGUUUAA